This is a messenger RNA of Charadrius vociferus (killdeer), 2077 nucleotides long. It is a transcript of the gene CDCA4, whose product is annotated as cell division cycle associated 4. Gene Ontology annotation, cellular component: nucleus. The coding region runs from base 56 to 850 and encodes 264 amino acids. Lineage: Eukaryota; Metazoa; Chordata; Aves; Charadriiformes; Charadriidae. The record is from RefSeq and is a predicted model, not a curated record. The transcript has 2 exons. Gene Ontology annotation, molecular function: transcription regulator activity.
CGGUACUUGGUAGGUGGUGCCCUAACUUUUACUGUAUGGACUCUUGUUCAGUAGUAUGGGAGAAGAGGAAGGACUACAUCAAACACAAUUACUGGACACAAUGUUUGUGCGAGGAUUAAAGAGAAAAUGUUUUGAUGGUGAAGAAGAUAUUGAAGGAACUCUGGCUGGUAUUAAGGCUAUUCCUUCAUAUAAUCUUCAGCGGCAGUCACUUUUAGAUAUGUCCUUGGUUAAACUUCAGCUGUGUCACAUGCUGGUUGAACCUAACCUUUGUCGCUCGGUACUUAUAGCCAACACGGUACGGCAGAUCCAAGAGGAAAUGACUCAGGAUGGGACUUGGCAGAUGAUAAAUACACAGAGUACGGGGCAGGCAUCCCUGGAUCGUCUUGUUUCAACAGACAUCCUCUGUCGCUCAUCUAGAGAACAAGCUGAGGGAAAGCAUGUUCCAGGUUAUAGUACUUUCAAUAAAGACUUUGAGGGUGACCAGGCACAAGAUAGUUCAGAGACUAUGUCAACAGCCUCUUCAGUGCAAGCUCCAAGAAACCUGCAGAGCAAUGUGUGGGAAAUGGAGAAUCCACAAGAAAAUAAAGGAAACUUUCAAAAAUCCUUAGAUCAAAUAUUUGAGACACUGGAGAAUAAAAGUCCUAAUUCGGUUGAAGAUCUAUUUUCAGAAGUAGACAAUUCUUACUACGAUCUUGAUACUAUGUUAACAGGCAUGAUGAACAACACAAAAAUGGGACACUGUGAUGGGCUUGAAACGUUUUCUUCUCCAACAACUGCAACUUCUAACUCCAAUUGUAAAUCUGAUCUUAAUGAGCUUGAUCAUAUUGUAGAAAUCCUUGUUGAAUCCUGAAACUCCUUGUGCAGGAGAUAAAGAUCUGUUAAUUGGGAAAAAAAGACUCAAGAAAGCUAUUUCCACAGUUUUUUCUGUCAAAUCUGCACGUGUAUUUUACAAGUAUCUAUAUAUUAUAUAGAUAUAUAUAUUAAAAAAGCACUUCAUAUUGCAAAAUAGUGUUAACUCUUAAAGUUAACCUGCAACUUGUAGUGUAAUAAUCCAAUUUAUUGUCCAUUGAACUGUAAGUAUAUACGGUAAAUGUUUUUAAGUUUGGGGUCCAAGGCUCUUGAAAUUGGGUUCCUUUUACCAAUUUGUUCUAGCCUUUGAUGGAGGAUAUGCUCAGUGAGAGGGAGUCUCUCAUCUUUUUCUUAUACUUCUGCCAGUAAAAAUGGUAAUAAACAUAGAGACAAGUUGGAUAACUGGUUUUCUAUUUUCCUCCAGUUUCCACUUUGUUAACACCACAUAACUCCUACCAUACCUGCUGCUUCCGUUCUAAGUCGCUACAUGGCUCUUAAAGAGCAGUAUGCAAUAGUUCCUGUUAUGCUAGCUAGCUUAUUCUGGUUUUUGCUACAAUUUUUACUUCAAAAAAUAGUUUUAAAGUGUUUAUUGGUGUUUAGAUUUUUCCAGGUAUUUUCCUAAAAUAUAUUUUUACUACAGAUGUGAUGUCAGCUGCUAACUUAGUAACUUUUGAUCGUAUCUGCAGUUGAUGUAUUUUUUGAAAGAUUUUCAAAGGGAUGUUUUUUUACCGUGAGCUACCCAAUGUAGUUCAGUAAAGUGUAUGUAAAUGUAAAUAUCUGAUUUUAUACUUUACAUUAAAAUGUAAAAGCUGUUUUCAUGAUUCUGUUUUAUAGAGUAGUACUUUACUAAAUUGAGAAUUGUACAAUUAUUCUUUUCAUACCCCAUGUACUUGAGUAUCAUUAGAGGAAGAGCUUUGAUCCAACUAGUACAAUUACAUUUAAUUCAUUUCAAAGCAUAUUUUUUGUUAACUACAAACCUAAAUUGCAUAGGUUUUUAUUUAUAUGUAUUUAUAUGUAAAUGUCAUCAAGUGAAUUGUUUAUCACUGAAGCCUACCAUCAAAUAUUUGUUUAUAUGGGAUAACUAUCUUGCACUAAUUGCUACAAAAAGUGUUAUUAGCGGCCUUUAAAUCUCCACUGGUAUGUCACGAUGUCUUGUCAUAAUUAAUAUGCUCCACUCUUACCAAGGGUUUCCUCUUGGCUUUUCUUAAUAACAAAAGAUAAUACAAAA